ACCAGAACGCACAUCACCGUACCUACUACAAUGGCAUACAAAUUCAUCGCAUUCGCUUCUCUCCUGGCCUGCGCCAAUGCCGGAGUCAUCGGCGCACCCGCCGCAGUAGCGACAUACUCCGCCGCCCCAGCAGUAAGCAGUUCCUACUUCCACCAAGCCACCGCUCCAGUAGCCAUAACCAAAGCCGUGGCACCAGUCGUAUCAAGUUACGCCGCCCCUGUAGGCUAUGCUGCCCAUGCUGCACCUUUAAGUUACGCUCACGCUGCCCCCGUUGUCUCCUCUUACUCUGCCCCUGUAGUCACCAAGUCCUACGCCGCUCCUGUAGUAUCUAGCUACUCUAGCCCGGUAGUCACCUCCUACUCGAGCCCUGUAAUCGCGAAGUCCUACGGCGCUCCUGUGGUAUCUAGCUACUCCAGCCCUGUAGUCACCUCAUACUCAAGCCCUGUAAUCGCCAAGUCCUACGGCGCUCCUGUGGUAUCUAGCUACUCCAGCCCUGUAGUCACCUCAUACUCAAGCCCUGUAAUCGCCAAGUCCUACGGCGCUCCAGUGGUGUCUAGCUACACCGCGCAUGCUCCACUCGUUUCUUCCUACGCCUCCCCUUAUGUGACCAAGGCCGUCGCCCCCGUGGCUACCUAUGCCGCUCACGCCGCCCCCGUUGUCUCAGCCUACUCUUCCCCUGUAGUGGCUGCUCAUAGUGGUCCAGUCGUAGCUCAUGCUUCCUUCUCUGGACUUGGAGCCUCUUACCAGUGGUAAAUGUUGAUGUGAUGUGUUAUUUAUUGAUUAUUUAU
Messenger RNA from Anoplophora glabripennis (Asian longhorned beetle), 788 nucleotides. RefSeq names its product larval/pupal cuticle protein H1C-like. NCBI's taxonomy places the organism in Eukaryota, Metazoa, Arthropoda, Insecta, Coleoptera, Cerambycidae. The record is from RefSeq and is a predicted model, not a curated record. Bases 31 to 753 code for a protein of 240 amino acids. The transcript is spliced from 2 exons.